ACCUGUGGUGCGUUCAGGUGUCAGGCUGCAGCUCGUAAAGAGUUAAGUGCAAUGUGCGGGAGGAGACACGAGAAAAGAUUUCCAUCUCCUCCUCCGUCUCUACUCUCCUCCUGGGUGCCACUGCUCCGGGGUUGUUGUUUUUUUUUCCACGUCGGCCCGAACGGUACUUGUUGAUUUUUGCUGGCCGAGGCGUGGAGCGAUGAAAGCGGCGCUGUGACGAAUGUGCGGCCGCUGCGUGGAUGUGACACGUCGGAGGAGGAGGAGGAGGGCGGGGAUGGAAGGCAUCACAGUCCAGAUCUAGUGGACCAGUGACGGCGUCUUCCUUUUCAACUGCUGGAUCAUUACGGACAAGCAUGGCAGCAAGGAGGCUUGGUUGAGGUCGAGCCGCUUCCUGCUUUUGCGGUGACGAUGGAGAAGUCGUUGGCAGAGUUCACCAAAGUGGGUUCUCAGUCCACGUCUUCGCUCCCGCAGGAUCCGGCGGACGUGGUGCGCAGUAAAUCAUGUUUGCAGAGGGUCCGCUUGAAUGUGGGCGGCCUCCCUCACGAGGUCUUGUGGAGGACCUUGGAGCGCCUCCCUCGGACGCGACUGGGAAAGUUGCAGGACUGCAGCAGCCACGAGACGCUGAUGGAGGUUUGUGACGACUACAACACGGAGGACAACGAGUUCUUCUUCGACCGACAUCCCGGCGCCUUCACGUCCAUCCUCAACUUCUACCGCACGGGCAAACUGCACAUGAUGGAGGAGAUGUGCGCUCUGUCCUUCAGCCAAGAGCUGGACUACUGGGGCAUCGACGAGAUCUACCUGGAGUCCUGCUGCCAGGCCAGGUACCACCAGAAGAAGGAGCAGAUGAACGAGGAGCUCAAAAGGGAGGCGGAUAAUUUGAAGGACCGCGAUGGCGACGAAUUCGACAACACGUGUUGUGCCGAGAAACGGAAGAAACUGUGGGACCUUCUGGAAAAGCCCAGCUCGUCUGUUGCUGCAAAGAUCCUGGCCAUCAUCUCCAUCCUCUUCAUCGUGUUGUCUACCAUCGCCUUGUCCCUCAACACUCUACCAGAGCUUCAGGACACAGAUGAAUUCGGUCAGUCCACUGACAAUCCUCAGCUCGCCCACGUGGAGGCAGUGUGCAUCGCCUGGUUCACCAUGGAGUAUCUUCUCCGCUUCCUCUCAUCGCCCAACAAGUGGAAGUUCUUCAAAGGUCCUCUGAAUGUCAUCGACCUGCUGGCCAUCCUGCCUUACUAUGUCACCAUCUUCUUGACGGAAUCCAACAAGAGCGUGUUGCAGUUUCAGAAUGUGCGCCGCGUAGUCCAAAUAUUUCGGAUCAUGCGAAUCCUUCGUAUUCUGAAGCUCGCUCGCCACUCCACAGGGCUUCAGUCUCUGGGCUUCACCCUCAGGAGAAGCUACAACGAGCUGGGCCUGCUCAUUCUUUUCCUGGCCAUGGGCAUCAUGAUCUUCUCCAGUCUAGUGUUUUUUGCAGAGAAGGAUGAGGAGGACACCAAGUUUAAAAGCAUUCCGGCUUCUUUCUGGUGGGCGACCAUCACAAUGACCACAGUCGGUUAUGGAGACAUCUACCCCAAGACUCUGCUGGGCAAGAUAGUCGGGGGUUUGUGCUGCAUAGCCGGAGUGCUGGUGAUAGCGCUCCCCAUUCCAAUCAUUGUCAACAACUUCUCUGAGUUCUACAAGGAGCAGAAGAGACAAGAAAAAGCUCUGAAACGCAGAGAAGCCCUGGAGAGAGCAAAGAGAAAUGGUAGCAUCGUCUCCAUGAACUUGAAGGAGGCGUUUGCCCGUAGUGCAGAACUGAUGGACGUGGUGGUGGAGAAGAAUGAAAGGUCUCAUGAUAACCACCUCUCACCCAAUCGUUGGAAGUGGACGCCGAAGAGAGCAACAUCAGAAACCAGUUCCAACCGCUCCUUCAACACGCAACACUUAGGAUCGCCUGAGAAGAAUCAGGACUGCAGUCCUCAAAAGUUGAACGUUCAUAAGCUGGAGGAGAUGUACGCCCAAAUGGCCAAGACUCAGUCACAGCCAAACCUCAACGCUAAAAACAGAGCUUCCAGGGUCGGAAAGUCAAGAGAUGAGAUCGAGCUUGGUGCCAUGCAGGAUCACCGUCCAUCGAUGAUGACAACCAGAGAAGGCGUCGGCGACAUGAAGAGUCUGUCCAGCAUCGACAGCUACAUCAGCUGCGCUACCGACUUCCAGGAGAACCUGCGAUACCCUCAGAGUUCACCGUUGGACCUUUGCCAUAGUAACAGUCCGACUGUAACUUGGUCACAGAACACCUGCGGUGCGCCCACACUGACACCCACCACUGUCACCAAACCGUCCUGCUCAGAAAAUGCGAGAAAAUUCUUGUUCUCCAGCAACGCGUCAAGAAACUUCUUCUCCAAGGAAAGCUGCCGCAACGACAAGGCGUCCGGACCGUCGCCGCUGUCGGACAGCUCCGUCCUGUCCGACCACUCUUUGCUCAGCCCCCAAGUGUCCGUCUACACAACGGCCAGCAGCAGGACCCCGCCCAAGUCUCCAGAGAGUGCCGCCUUGGCCCCCACCGUCUUCACCUUCCACGACUCUUCGAUCAGCAAGUACAUUGACGCUGACACGGACGAUGACGAGCACCUGCGAGACAUCUCUGACGCCAGUCCCACAGAUCGCCUGCUGAGCGGCUCCAGUCCAAAGCGCAGCAUUAACAUCAACUACCAGCGAGGAAGCAACCAUCUAGAAGCAGCACACAAGAUGCUGGCACAAAACUGCCUGUUCCCGCGUGAGGGAACGUGUGGACUUCCUCACGAGAACCAUGUGGGACCAGAGAUGGGACGCAGGUAAAAAAGACGUCAAAAUACUUUGGACAAAAGCCACUGAGUGUUGAGGUUGGAACUACGGAGAAGAAUGUUCUGGAAACAUCCAACCAGAGACAAAGGACACAAAGUCUCACCUUAUGAACAUGAAAAACACGGAGGACGACUCUGGGAGUAAAACUAGGAACUUCACUGCCCCUUUUCGACUCAUUCCAAUUAUUCCGCAAGACAGAAAUGUAGCCAGCAGGUCACAUGACGAUCACACGACAUGUGCUUGUUAAGUCCUCGCUGCCCACAAAACACUUUUUGUAGUCUUAACGAUCCAGGAGAGCUAAAAAACCUUCAACCGGCUUCUUCUCGCUCUUCAUUCCUAAACCUGGCCUUAGUCAUCUUCAUCUGUGCAUGUGAGCGUGCAUGUGAGGAUGACUGCCGAUGGACGAUAAUUCAUGUAAAGAUUGUCCAAGCUGAUUUAUUUUUUAUAGCUAAGAGCAAAGUAGAUUUGUCAUAAUCAACGCUAACGGUUGCUAAGGCUUCGAAUACGAGAUCAUUCGUCUGAAGCUUCAGUAUAUUGUCACAUGACAUUUCAACACCGUCACUGUUAGCUGAGUCGUUCAUAAUACAUGACGGAAAUAACAGUUCUUAUUGUUUUUAUAUUCAACAAUACGCACACAGGCCACUUUAUUAGGUACACCUGCACAAUUCAAUACAGUGGUCGACUCGAUGCAGCGCAAGCUCUGAAGGUGUCAGGAAGUGUUGUUUACCAAAUAUCUACUACUAAAGUACACACUCCGUUGAGAUUACACAUUUGAAUCAUAUCAUAACAUCAUAUUAAUUAUGAUGCCACCUUGUGGACAGAGUGAAAACAACAAACUUCUUUCUCCUUGUAAUUCAGGACAAACACACCAAAUGUACAA
Molecule: messenger RNA, 3703 nt
Organism: Nerophis lumbriciformis (worm pipefish)
Lineage: Eukaryota; Metazoa; Chordata; Actinopteri; Syngnathiformes; Syngnathidae
Gene: kcnb1
Product: potassium voltage-gated channel, Shab-related subfamily, member 1
Biological process (GO): protein homooligomerization; action potential; potassium ion transmembrane transport
Cellular component (GO): membrane; voltage-gated potassium channel complex
Molecular function (GO): protein binding; delayed rectifier potassium channel activity
Source: RefSeq, a predicted model, not a curated record